CUACUGUCAUUCCAGCUUUCAUUCAUUUAGCAGACUUGUAGGUGGCGUGUUUUAUCAAAGUGUAACAUGUCUAUCAAAUAUUUAUGGAUAACUCUAUUCCUUAUGCAUGCUUUACAAGAUUAUUCUGAUGGCCAAAUUACAGCAGACCUUGGUUGUUCAUCAGGGAGUACAACAAUGUGCUGCACAGGUUCUUCAAUAUCAUGUAGACCCAGAGGAUCCAACUGCUACUGUGAUUCUGCCUGCACACGUUAUGGGGAUUGUUGCUAUGAUUAUGAGUCUACCUGUAUUAAAGUUGUUACAACAACAAGCUUGACGUCAACCACUGAAGAACCAUCAUCAGGUACAACAGCAACACCAAGUAACAUACCAACUAGUUUGACAUUAUCCACUGAAGAACCAUUAUCAAGUCUAACAGCAGCCAGUGCUGCAACAAGCAUGAAAUCCUCCACUGAAAUGCAAUUUUCUGUUAGUACAUCAACACCAGGUCCUACAACAACAGGAACAACAACAGGAUCAACAAUAUCUAGAUCAUCCACACCAGAACAAAUGUUCUACACUUCAUCAGAAGCUAGUGGUGUAACGAGUCUGAGAUCAUCCACUGAAAUAUCAACAUCACUUAGUGAGUCUGCAGGUGUUACAACUUUGAGAACAUCCACUGAAGUUCCAUUAUCACUUAAUACAGCCACAGAAAGUGUUACAGCAAGUCUGAGAUCAUCCACUGAAAUGUCUACAUCACUUAAUACAGCCAUACCAAGUCAGUCUGCAAGUGUUACAAGUCAGAGACCAUCCACUGAAGAACCUUCAUCACUUAAUACAGCCACACCAAGUGAGUCUACAGGUAUUACAACUCAGAAAUCAUCCACUGAAAUGUCUACAUCACUUAAUACAGCCAUACCAAGUCAGUCUGCAAGUGUUACAAGUCAGAGACCAUCCACUCAAGAACCUUCAUCACUUAAUACAGCCACACCAAGUGAGUCUACAGGUAUUACAACUCAGAAAUCAUCCACUGAAAUGUCUACAUCACUUAAUACAGCCAUACCAAGUCAGUCUGCAAGUGUUACAAGUCAGAGACCAUCCACUGAAGAACCUUCAACACUUAAUACAGCCACACCAAGUGAGUCUACAGGUAUUACAACUCAGAAAUCAUUCACUGAAAUGUCUACAUCACUUAAUACAGCCAUACCAAGUCAGUCUGCAGGUGUUAUAAGUCUGAGAUCAUCUACUGAAGAACCUUCAUCACUUAAUACAGCCACAACAAGUGAGUCUACAGGUAUUACAACUCAGAAAUCAUCCUCUGAAAUGUCUACAUCACUUAAUACAGCCAUACCAAGUCAGUCUGCAGGUGUUACAAGUCAGAGACCAUCCACUGAAGAACAUUCAUCACUUAAUACAGCCACACCAAGUGAGUCCACAGGUAUUACAACUCUGAAAUCAUCCACUGAAAUAUCCACAUCACUUAAUACAGCCACACUAAGUGAGUCUGCAGGUGUUAUAAGUCUGAGAUCAUCUACUGAAGAACCUUCAUCACUUAAUACAGCCACAACAAGUGAGCCUACAGGUAUUACAACUCAGAAAUCAUCCACUGAAAUAUCCACAUCACUUAAUACAGCCACACCAAGUGAGUCUGCAGGUGUUAUAAGUCUGAGAUCAUCUACUGAAGAACCUUCAUCACUUAAUACAGCCACAACAAGUGAGUCUACAGGUAUUACAACUCAGAAAUCAUCCUCUGAAAUGUCUACAUCACUUAAUACAGCCAUACCAAGUCAGUCUGCAGGUGUUACAAGUCAGAGACCAUCCACUCAAGAACCUUCAUCACUUAAUACAGCCACACCAAGUGAGUCUACAGGUAUUACAACUCAGAAAUCAUCCACUGAAAUGUCUACAUCACUUAAUACAGCCAUACCAAGUCAGUCUGCAAGUGUUACAAGUCAGAGACCAUCCACUGAAGAACCUUUAACACUUAAUACAGCCACACCAAGUGAGUCUACAGGUAUUACAACUCAGAAAUCAUUCACUGAAAUGUCUACAUCACUUAAUACAGCCAUACCAAGUCAGUCUGCAGGUGUUACAGCAAGUCUGAGAUCAUCCACUGAAAUGUCUACAUCACUUAAUACAGCCAUACCAAGUCAGUCUGCAAGUGUUACAAGUCAGAGACCAUCCACUGAAGAACCUUCAUCACUUAAUACAGCCACACCAAGUGAGUCUACAGGUUUUACAACUCAGAAAUCACCCACUGAAAUGUAUACAUCACUUAAUACAGCCAUACCAAGUCAGUCCACAAGUGUUACAAGUCAGAGACCAUCCACUGAAGAACAUUCAUCACUUAAUACAGCCACACCAAGUGAGUCUACAGGUAUUACAACUCAGAAAUCAUCCACUGAAAUAUCCACAUCACUUAAUACAGCCACACCAAGUGAGUCUGCAGGUGUUAUAAGUCUGAGAUCAUCUACUGAAGAACCUUCAUCACUUAAUACAGCCACAACAAGUGAGCCUACAGGUAUUACAACUCAGAAAUCAUCCACUGAAAUAUCCACAUCACUUAAUACAGCCACACCAAGUGAGUCUGCAGGUGUUAUAAGUCUGAGAUCAUCUACUGAAGAACCUUCAUCACUUAAUACAGCCACAACAAGUGAGUCUACAGGUAUUACAACUCAGAAAUCAUCCUCUGAAAUGUCUACAUCACUUAAUACAGCCAUACCAAGUCAGUCUGCAGGUGUUACAAGUCAGAGACCAUCCACUGAAGAACCUUCAUCACUUAAUACAGCCACACCAAGUGAGUCCACAGGUAUUACAACUCUGAAAUCAUCCACUGAAAUAUCCACAUCACUUAAUACAGCCACACCAAGUGAGUCUGCAGGUGUUAUAAGUCUGAGAUCAUCUACUGAAGAACCUUCAUCACUUAAUACAGCCACAACAAGUGAGCCUACAGGUAUUACAACCCUGAAAUCAUCUCCUGAAAUGUCUACAUCACUUAAUACAGCCAUACCAAGUGAGUCUAUAGGUAUUACAACUCUGAAAUCAUCCACUGAAAUAUCCACAUCACUUAAUACAGCCACACCAAGUGAGUCUGCAGGUGUUACAAGUCUGAGAUCAUCCACUGAAAUACCAUCAUCACUUAAUCCAGCCACACAAAGUGAGUCUGCAGGUAUUAUAAGUCUGAGAUCAUCCACUGAAGAACCUUCAUCACUUAAUACAGCCACACCAAGUGAGCCUACAGGUAUUACAACUGUGAAAUCAUCCCCUGAAAUGUCUACAUCACUUAAUACAGCCAUACCAAGUCAGUCUGCAAGUGUUACAAGUCAGAGACCAUCCACUGAAGAACCUUCAUCACUUAAUACAACCACACCAAGUGAGUCUACAGGUAUUACAACUCUGAAAUCAUCCACUGAAAUAUCUACAUUACUUAAUACAGCCACACCAAAUGAGUCUACAGGUGUUACAAGUCUGAGAUCAUCCACCGAAAUAUCAACAUCGCUUAGUACGGCCAUACCAAGUGAGUCUGCAGGUGCUAUAAGUCUGAGAUCAUCCACUGCAGUACCUUCAUCAGUUACAGCAUCCCCAGCUAGUAUUGUAACAGCAAGUGAUCCAUCAUCAGCCAAAGUGCCAUCAUCACUUAUGGCAUCCACAACAAAUGGUAUUACUACAAGUCUGAGAUUAUCCACUGAAAUAUCAUCAUCUCUUAAUACAACCACACCAGGUAAGUCUGCAGGUGUUGCAGCAUCAAGUUUGACAUCAUCCACUGAAGUACCACCAUCACUUAAUGCAAGCACACCUAAUGAGUCUGCAGGUGCUGCAAUAAGCCUGAGAACACCCACUGAAGUAUCAUCAUCACUUAAGGCAACCACACCAAGUGAGUCUUUAAGUAUUACAAGUCUGAGAUCACCCACUGAAAUACCGUCAUCACUUAAUACAAUGACAACAAGUGAGUCUGCAGGUGUUACAAGUUUGAAACCAUCCACUGAAGUAGCGCAUGCAGUUAAUACAACCACUUCAAAUGAGUCUGCAGGCAUUGCUACAAGUUUGAAAUCGUCCACUGAAACACUAAUGUCACUUAAGCCAACCACACAUAGUGAGACUGCAGGGGGUAUAAUAACAACAUCAAAACCAUCCACUGAUAUACCAUCAACAUUUAAUGCAACAGUGCCAAGUGAGUCUGCAAGUGUUACAACUUUGAGAUCAUCUACUGAAGUGCCAUCAUCACUUAAUACACCCACAUCAAAUGAGUCUGGAGGUAUUACAAGUCUGAGAUCAUCCACCAAGUUUUUACAGUCACUUAAUACAACCACACCAAGUCAGUCUGCGGGUGUUACACUAAGUCUAAGAACAUCCAUAGAAGUACCAUCUUCACUUAAUACAACCACACCAAGUGGGUCUGCUGGUGUUGCAGUAAGUCUAAGAACAUCCACUGAAGUACCAUCAUCACUUAAUACAACCACACCAAGUGAGUCUGCAGGUGUUGCAGUAAGUCUAAGAACAUCCACUGAAGUACCAUCAUCACUUAAUACAACCACACCAAGUGAGUCUGCAGCUGUUGCACUAAGUCUAAGAACAUCCACAGAAGUACCAUCUUCACUUAAUACAACCACACCAAGUGGGUCUGCUGGUGUUGCACUAAGUCUAAGAACAUCCACUGAAGUACCAUCAUCACUUAAUACAAUCACACCAAGUGGGUCUGUUUUUGUUCCACUAAGUCUAAGAACAUCCGCUGAAGUACCAUCAUCACUUAAUACAACCACACCAAGUGAGUCUGCAGGUGUUGCAGUAAGUCUAAGAACAUCCACUGAAGUAUCAUCAUCACUUAAUACAACCACACCAAGUGAGUCUGCAGCUGUUGCACUAAGUCUAAGAACAUCCACUGAAGUGCCACCAUCACUUAAUGCAACAACACUGACACUUCCUGGAUGUUCAUCGCAGAACCCACCAAUUUGCUGUCAGAGACCUGAUCGUUUAUGCAAACCCCGUGGAGUCAAUUGCUAUUGUGAUGCCACAUGCAAAAUUUAUGAUGAUUGUUGUUAUGAUUACAUGGAUACUUGUGAGAAAAGUCCUGUACCAGCAACAACAACAACAACAACUCUGAGAUCAUUCACUCCAGAAAUUACAUCACUCUUGACAUUACAAGCAAAUAGAACAACUGCAAUGCUGGCAUCCUCUCCUGAAGAUGUAUCAUUACACACAGCAUCAGAAACAGGUGUCUCAACAGCAAGAAGUGUGAUGUCGUCCACAAAGGAAAGCUCACCAUAUACAGGAUCAACAACAGAUAGAACAACUGCAAAUCUGCCAUCCUCUACAGAAGAUGUAUCAUUACACACAACAUCAGAACGAGGUCUUAUAACAAGCUUGAGAUCAUCCACUGAAGAAUUACCAUUGCUAACAGCAUCUGUGCCAGGUGUUCUAACAACAGGGUUGACAUCCUCAAGUGAAGAACUAUCACCAAUGCCAAUAUCCUCAUCAAGAGCUGCAACAUCACUUUUGACAUCAUCCACUGAAUUGCCAUCCUCCACUAUAUCAUCCAAAGGAAAUGUUACAAUAACACGUUCAAGAUCACCCACUGAGAUACUCUUAUCUAGUACUGGGUCAGAAAUAAGUGAUCAAACAGGCAGCUUGAGAUCAUCUACUGAAGUGACAUCAUCAUCAUCAUCCUCAUAUAUGACAACUACAACAAAUACUGCAACAAGUUUGACAUCAUCCAAUGGAAAAGAGCCAUUAAUUAUUGUAUCUCCAAAAAAUGUCCCAACAGGUAGUUUUAUAUCAUCCACUGAUCCAUCCUUACCACAUACAGCAUCCACACGGAAUGUUACGGUAACAAGUUCAAGAUCACCCACUGAGGCACUCCUAUCAAGUACAGUGGUAGAAACAAGAGUUACAACUAGAAGAUCAUCUAACACAGCUCCAUCAUCACAGACCAUUUCAGCAGAAGCCUUCACUGAUGGAUGCCUGCUUUCACCUUGUUCAGCAAAUGCCACCUGCGCCUACAGCGGUAUACAUGGGGGUUUUAUCUGCAUUUGCAGCUCAGGUUUUACAGGAAAUGGAUCCAUCUGCACUGACAUUAAUGAAUGUGAAAAUUCAACUUGUGGUGCAAAUGCUACCUGCUACAACACAAUAGGAAGUUUCUUCUGCAGGUGUAAACCAGGUUUCACAGGAAACGGAACAGUCUGCAGUGACAUUAAUGAAUGCGAAAAUUCACCAUGUGGUGCAAAUGGUACCUGCAACAACACAAUAGGAAGUUAUUCCUGUUUAUGUGCAGCAGGUUUCACAGGAAAUGGAUCCGUCUGCACUGACAUUAAUGAAUGUGAAAAUUCAACUUGUGGUGCAUAUGCUACCUGCUACAACACAAUAGGAAGUUUUUUCUGCUCGUGUAAACCUGGUUUCACAGGAAAUGGAACAGUUUGCAGUGACAUUAAUGAAUGCGAAAAUUCACCAUGUGGCGCAAAAGGUACCUGCAACAACACAGUAGGAAGUUAUUCCUGUUUAUGUGCAGCAGGUUUCACAGGUACAAACUGUGAACAAUUAAUCAGCUGUAGAACAAUGUUCUGUCCUGAUGGAUACUGUGGGAAUGCAUCCACAUGCAGCAUAAGGUCAGACACCUGUAGACUUGCUUGCACUUGUAAGAAUCCAAAUGGGAGGUGCGUAAAUCCUGGAACAGACUUUGUGCCCGAGCCUUCACCAGAUACGCCAUUUAGAUCUGUCCAGAUGAAACUCAGAAUACUUCAAAAUUAUGCUGGCAUUGUCAGUGAUCCAAACAGUGUGGAUUAUGGUAAUCUUGUGACUGCCACAGAUUCUGAGCUUACAAAAAUCCUGCGGACUAUAACACCAAACACCUUUGCCUACAACUCAAAUAUAACAUUAAGAAAAGAGAAUGGAGUUGUCUUUGCCUAUGUGGAGUCAUUGUUUUUCUACUGGAGUAAUAGAACCAUCAUUGAGUUUCUGAACACAGAUUUAAAAGCAGCUAUUAUUCAUGCGAUAAUAAAUGAAGCAAACAAGACGAGGUUAAAUCGUGAUUAUUCAGUCAGUUUUUCACCACCUCCAGAAUAUAUAAAUGAUCAUGUUCUAUUGUCUCCAGAAGAAUUAGUACGUUACUUCAAUUGUUCCUCCUCUGGGAAUAGUGGAUACAGGCUAACAUAUGGAACAGAUGGCUUCGUUUGUUUAUACCCCUGUACAGAAAAUUGUCUGAAUGGAGGAGUCUGUGAAAUAAAUGGUACAGAAUCAUUCUGCAGGUGUAAACCAAUAUCAAUAUAUUCACCAUUUGGAAGAUAUUGUGAAAAUCUUGCUGUGAACCUCAAUGCCUUUUUUGGUAUUCUUUUUGGAGCACUGGCAUUUCUCUUCUUACUGAUGUUAGCCAUUUUCCUUAUAGUGUGGUGUGCACGCUUGAGGUCCAGACAUGAGUCAUUACCAGUAGCUGCUUUCAGUACUGAUGAAGCGCAAGGAGUUCAGCAAACUGUUUAUAAAGACAAUCAAAAUGUUAUCAGAAAUUAUAAUGUGGCACCACUGCAAUGGAGGAAUCAUUACACAAAUAUUUCCUAGUAGUACUACUGAUCACAUUGAAGGACAUUUAGAAGACAGUUUCCUGGAACAAUCUAAACCAUUAUCAGGGAUCUUUCUAACUAGGAAGAAGGAAGAACAUAUUCAAUUUGCACUGCACAGAUGCACAAUGAGCCAUAUAACUGAAAAUAUCAACAAUUCUUCCAGAAAUGAGAACACUCUGUUGAGUCUUUUUUACACAGCACUUUAUUGCUGUAUCUUAACAUUUAUUUAAGUGUAGGUAUCAGCACUUUUAUUGCUGUAUCUUAACAUUUAUUUAAGUGUAGGUAUAUGUUUCUGCAAAAUUUACUUCAAGAAGUAGAUUUUUUUCACUGUGACAAAUAUGUAUAUAUAAAAAAUUGCACUGUCAGAAAUCAAGAUGUAUUAUUUUCUAUGGACUUAACUUAUAUCAGAAAAUGUAAAUAUUUUGGUUUCACGAAAAUGAAGAUUAUCAAAAAGUUUUGCAUAAUGCAUAAUGCAUGAGAUUUUCAUUAAUACGAAUACAAUUGUAAAAUUGGCUGGCAUUAUAAUUGAGCACUCUGCUUCUUCAAUUAAAGCAUUGAAAAGUAUAUAUUAUUUAAUAAUAAAGUGAUAACCUGAACAGCA
This is a messenger RNA of Protopterus annectens (West African lungfish), 8124 nucleotides long. RefSeq lists its product as uncharacterized. Gene Ontology annotation, molecular function: calcium ion binding; Notch binding. The transcript is spliced from 38 exons. The record is from RefSeq and is a predicted model, not a curated record. NCBI's taxonomy places the organism in Eukaryota, Metazoa, Chordata, Ceratodontiformes, Protopteridae. Gene Ontology annotation, biological process: Notch signaling pathway; axon guidance. Bases 67 to 7521 code for a protein of 2484 amino acids.